Molecule: messenger RNA, 763 nt
Organism: Acaulospora colombiana
Lineage: Eukaryota; Fungi; Glomeromycota; Glomeromycetes; Diversisporales; Acaulosporaceae
Source: the annotation of a GenBank genome assembly
AUGUCCGGCAGCAGCAGAGGUUCUUCGGAAAUGAAUAGAAAUAGCAUCGACAGGAGAUCCAGUCUGGAAAAUGGGGGUCGAGUUAACGGUUUGGAUAAAACAGCUGCAUCCCAAAGGUCGGAUUCCCGCAGCAAGCUGCAUAGCAGAUCUGACAGCUCCACCAUGGAGGAGCUGAGGCAGCAGCUAGAGAAAAUGCGUGUCGAGAAAGAGGAAUCAGAAGCUAACUACAGAACCUUGCUGGAGAGAUUGAGUGAGAUGAAGUCUAAGAUUGGACUGAAGAUCCAGCAAGACGCCGAGGAGCUCGAACGGAGAGAAACGGCCAUCAAUACUUUAACGGCUCAAAAUGAUGACCUACAAAAUGCUAUUGCCUCUUUACAUAGCGAGCUCUCGUCUACGAACGCCGAAUCGGAACGUGUUACGAAGGAGCUGGAUACUUUGCGAAAUACAUUGCAGCAGCACCAACAGUCCUCUACCAUGGCACACUCAACCCAAAUAUCUGCUCUGACUUCGGAAGCCCAUACACUCAGAGAUCAACUCAAGGAAAGCCAAGAACUUCUCGAGAGGGCAAGACUAGAGAAGGAAGAGUGGGAGCGAAUAUUGAUGGAUGAACGAGUGUCCAGCGAAGCAUUGAGGACUGAAAAUAGGACACUUAAAAGAGACUCUGAGAAUGAGAGGAUGAAGCGGGAAAAGUUUCACCAGGAGCUAGAGCAAGAGAGACAACGAGCCGACAAUCUAGAAGCUGUUCUAGCAGAAUUCGAGGCAG